UUUUUUCCGAGGAAUUAAUGGGUGGAACUUUUUGGAACCGGCCAGGCAUGGUUGAGAUUGGGUAUCCUGAAUUUCUUUUGGCUGUCUCUUCGGGUAGACUGAGAGAAGUGUAGUGUAGUGGUGAAGGUGUGCAGCCGGCAUUAAGAGGGUCUCUCAGUCCUGGCUGCCACUUCGAGCGGAGUGAGUUUGGGCGGUCUCUGUGCCCCGGGUUUCCUUCUGUGGAAAGUCAAGGGUUAUUAUUAUAAAGCUCUCAGAAGAGAACCUGGCACGUAGUCCUUCAUUAAUACUAACUACUGCUGUUAAAUGAUGAUGUUUAUUUAUUGCCUGUCAGCUUUCUGUAUUCCCUAGGGUAGUGAAAAUGUGAAGUUAAUUAUGAUGGAUGUUUGCAAGCAGGAAACUGAACCAGAUGCUCAAGUGGACCACAACAGAGAUUCAGAACAAGGAGUCUUUGAUCUCUGUCUCUCUGCUUUUAGGGCAACAAAAAUCUCUUAAGAGUGAAUACAGAGCUAUUGUAAAUAUUUAUAAAUGAUUAAUUUUGGUGGGAGGAGGGAAAAUCCAUGAAAGCACUAAAUUUCUUAUUUAAAUAAAAAAACUAGCAAUCUUGGGAUCUUAUCCUAUUUUCAGAAAUAAAACCAUACAAAAACUCAUGCUUAUAGAAAUGUUUUGGGAAAAUAAACUCUAAAGUAGUAAUUAUUUCUGGAUUUGUGAGCAAGAAUAAUUUUUGUUUUUUAAAGAUUUAUUUAUGUAGGCUGGCGCUGUGGCAUAGCGGGUAAAGCUGCUGCCUGCAGUGCUGGUUCGAGUCCUGGCUGCUCCACUUCCCAUCCUGCUCCACUUCCCAUCCGGCUCUCUUCUAUGGUCAGGGAAAGCAAUAGAGGAUGGCCCAAGUCCUUGGGCCCCUGCCCCUACAUGGGAGACCCAGAAGAGGCUCCUGGCUUCGGAUUGGCACAGCUCCGGCUGUUAUGGCCAACUGGGGAGUGAUCAGCACCGGCCCCAGAAUUGAAUUUUUUAAAAAAGAUUUGUUUAUUUGAAAGUCAUAGUUACAGAGACAAAGACAGGGAGAGCUGGGGUGGGGGUGGGGAUCAAUCUCCAUCUGCUGGUUCACUCCCGAGAUGGCUGCAAUGGCUGGAUUGGGCCAGACCAAAGCCAGGAGCCAGGAGCUUCAUCUAGGUCUCCCACGUGGGUGGCAGGGGCCCAAGUACUGGGGCCAUCUGCUGCUUUUCCCAGGGAGUUAACAGUUAGCUGGAUUGGAAGUGGAGCAUCUGGGACUAGAACCAGUGUCUGUAUGGGAUGUCGGCAUCAUAGGCAGUGCUUUUACCCACUAUGCCACAAUGCUGACACUAGAUGAAAAUUUUACCCUCAUUUUUAAUGACUACUUAAUUUUCCAUUGUAUGAAUACAGGAUAACUUAUAUAACAAUAUUGAAGGAUAUGUAGAUUCUUUUCAGGUUUUUUUGAUCCCAUCAAUAAAUACUUUAAAAAAAAAGAUUUAUUUUAUUUAUUUUGAAAAAGUUACAGAGAGAGGUAGAGACAGAGAGAGGUCUUCCAUCUGCUGGUUCACUCCCCAGAUGACUGCAAUGGUUGGAGCUUUGCUGAUCUGAGGCCAGGAGCGAGGAGACUCCUCUGGGUCUCCCACGUGGGUGCAGGGGCCCAAGGACUUCACCCUCCAAUGGCUGCCGCGGCUGGCGCGCUGUGGCCGGUGCACUGCGCUGAUCCGAUGGCAGGAGCCAGGUACUUAUCCUAGUCUCCCAUGGGGUGCAGGGCCCAAGCACUUGGGCCAUCCUCCACUGCACUCCCUGGCCACAGCAGAGAGCUGGCCUGGAAGAGGGGCAACUGGGACAGAAUCCGGUGCCCCGACCCGGACUAGAACCCCGGGGUGCCAGUGCCUCAGGCGGAGGAUUAGCCUAGUGAGCCGUGGCGCCAGCCAGAUUUUUAUACUUUUUUAAGAGAUGGAGACAGAUAAAGACAGAGUUUUCAACUGCUAGUUCACUCCCCAAAAGCCCAUUUAACAAUUGAAUCAACAGGUUAUUUCUAUUUCCUGGAGAAUUAUCUAUACUCAGGUUUCAUAAAUUUACUUCUCCCCAGUCUGGGUGCCAAGAAAGAGUGAGUGGUACUAGAGACUGUGCUGGCGAUCUUGGUGAUCCUAAACAGGAAAAGAGUGAGCAUUAAGCUCUGAGGAUCUGAGAAUGGUAGGUAGGUAAGCCUGGGAGAAGGGAUCCCACUUAGUGCAGUGUCACUGUGGUAAAGGCUACUGGGCAUGAUCUAUGCAGGUGUUUUUCUCAAAUAGUGGCAUCGGAACCAGUAGCAUCAACAUCACCUGGAAACUUUUUGGAAUUCAACUCAAGUUGGGCCACAAGGCUACUGAACACUGAACUCUGGGAGUGGAUCCUAACAAUCUGUGAUUUAACAAGCCUUCCAGCCCUCCUUUCUGUGGAUUCUGCUUCUCCAGUAAAUGAACCCCCGGGAAAAUGACCAGUUCUUGUAAUACUAAAAUAAUGGCUCAUGAUUUGGUGAUGUUCAAAGAUGUGACUGUAGACUUUUCUCAGGAAGAGUGGGAAUGCUUGAACUCAAAUCAGAGGAAUUUGUACAGAGAUGUGAUAUUAGAGAACUAUAGCAACUUUGUGUCACUGGGAUGCUCUAUUUCUAAGCCAGAUUUGAUUACUCUAUUGGAACAAGGGAAAGAGCCCUGGAUGGUUGUGAGGGGUGAGAAAAGAAGAUGGAGCCUAGAUUUGGAAUCCAGGUAUGACACUAAAAAAUUAUUUCAAGAGAAAGAUAAUUAUGAAAUGAAAUUAUCUCAGUGGGAAAUAAUGGAAAGAGUUAAAAGUCGUGGCCUUGAUGACUCCUUUCUUGGAAAAGGUUGUGAAUAUAAACAGUUUGAGGGACAAGAGGGUCGUCCCUACACGAUACAUUUCAGGCAAGUGACAAAAACCACCCCUGCAAAAGUGCCCACUUACAGAAAACUAGCAUCUCUUACUCUGUGUCAGAAAACUCAUAAUAGAGAAAAACCUUAUGAGUGUGGGGUCUGUGGGAAGGCUUUUAGAGUCCGCCAGCAGCUUACUUUUCAUCAGAGAAUUCAUACUGGUGAGAAACCUUAUGAAUGUAAAGAAUGUGGAAAAGCCUUUAGACAGUGUGCCCACCUUAGCCGACAUCAGAGAAUUCAUGCUUCUGACAAACUCUAUGAAUGUAAAAAAUGUGGAAAGAUUUUUACGUGUAGCUCAGACCUUCGAGUACAUCAGAGAAGUCAUGUUGGUGAGAAGCCCUAUGAGUGUAAGGAAUGUGGGAAGGCCUUUAGAGUGCGAGGACAGCUUAAUCUUCAUCAAAGGAUUCACACUGGUGAGAAACCCUAUGAGUGUAAGGAAUGUGGGAAGACCUUUAGGCAGUAUGCACACCUUACCCGACAUCAGAGACUUAACAUUGCUGAGAAGUGCUAUGAGUGUAAGGAGUGUGGUCAGGCCUUUCUGUGUAGCACAGGCCUCCGAGUGCAUCACAAACUUCACACUGGUGAGAAACCCUAUGACUGCAAAGAGUGCGGAAAGGCCUUUAGAGUGCGGCAGCAGCUCACGCUCCACCAGCGGAUUCACACUGGCGAGAAGCCCUAUGAAUGUAAGGAGUGUGGGAAGACCUUUAGUCGUGGCUAUCAUCUAACUCUCCAUCAGAGAAUUCACACUGGAGAGAAACCUUAUGAGUGUAAAGAAUGCCAGAAGUUCUUCCGUCGUUAUUCAGAACUUAUUUCACACCAGGGUAUUCAUAUUGGAGAGAAACCUUAUGAAUGUAAGGAAUGCGGGAAGGCCUUUAGGCUGUUCUCACAGCUUACUCAACAUCAGAGCAUUCAUUUUGGUGAGAAGCCCUAUAAAUGUAAGGAUUGUGAGAAGACGUUUAGGUUGCUCUCACAGCUUACUCAACAUCAGAGUAUUCAUACUGGUGAGAAACCUUAUGACUGUAAGGAGUGUGGGAAGGCGUUUAGACUUCAUUCAUCACUUAUUCAACAUCAGAGAAUUCAUUCUGGGGAGAAGCCAUACAAAUGUAAGGAAUGUAAGAAGGCCUUUAGACAGCAUUCACACCUUACUUACCAUCAGCGAAUUCAUAAUGUAACUUAAUUAUGAGAAUCUUCCCAUUGUGAAUUUUGUGUUAAACAGCAUUAGGAAAUACAUUCUAGAAGAAAAGUUUAGAAUGUAGGAAUCCCUUUUGCUUCGUACUCAAAACUAACUUGGCAUAAGAGGUUUUCUUUAAAAGAAAGAAGAAUGUGUUAAUUUAAUGAGUAUGUAGAAGCCGGUCACCACCUCUUAAGCCAUGUUGAACUUCAGAAGUCAUUCUGGAAAGCAACUGUAUUUGAGGAAUGAAUGAGGAAAAUUUUUUUAUCUUAACUAUUACCAUCUUUAUAUCCUUCCAUCUGUUUAGUAUAUCUAUGGAGAUUGCCAGGGUACAGCUCAUUCUGAAAAUUGAUGAAUAAAAGGAAAGAAAAGACAUUUAGUCUGCAUUUCCUAUAUAAACUGUAUUUCAGGACAACCAGAAGUUAAUGAGGUAAAAUUCUUGAUUAGAGAAUUCCAGCUAAUGAAUGUAGAAAUAGAAUUAGAGAAUUCUAUUAGGAAAACCAUUCUGUAACAUAUAAUAAUAGAUCUAGACACAAUUCUGAUUAGGUGUUAAGACCAUUAAAUGGAAGGUUGACAUGGAUUUCAUAGUGAAUAGAUCAGGCUCAAAUCAUUUGAACCCACUGAUCAAUCUUAACCUCACAAAAAGUAGGACAAUAAAACAUGCUCCUACUGUGAUUCAAGAAGAUGUACACAUCUUGCCAAAAAUAUUGAACCUGAAUUUAAGCUUCAGGAUCUAAUUCCAAGUUUAAAGAAAAUGAGAGAAUGGAAGACCAAAUUACAUGGCAUAAAAAGAAGCAAUUAAAUCUAAAUUGUAGGUAAUUCUACAAGAGGAAUGACAUGGUAUCUCAACCAAUAAAAUGACACUGAAAAAAGGAGGUGGGACUCUUAGAUACUGAAAGAGAUAUAGGAGACAUCAAUCAAUUGCAAUGAAAAAUUCAUUCUUAUUUAGAUCAUGAAUUAACUGAUUGUAAAGUAAGUAAUUUUUACAAUAAUUGGGAGAUAAGAAUGUUAAUAGUAUUAGAUAACUGUUUUGUUAUGUCUGAUAGUAGCAUCAUGCUUAUGUUUUUAAAAUGUUUGGUAGAGAUCUGAAAUGAUAUUUGAAAUGAUGUCUGAAAUAUCCUUUAAAAUGCUCAUGCAGAAGAAAAAGUAGAUUAAGUAUGGCAGAAUCAUGGUGAACUGAGUACAUAGGUUUUAUUUCAUUUUAGUUAUUCUCUUUUUUAAGAAUUUUUAUGUGUUUAAAAAUUUCUAUAAUCUUUUAAAUAUGAAAUUAAACUUGAAAGUUCAACCAG
Messenger RNA from Oryctolagus cuniculus (rabbit), 5375 nucleotides. RefSeq lists its product as uncharacterized. Gene Ontology annotation, biological process: regulation of DNA-templated transcription. NCBI's taxonomy places the organism in Eukaryota, Metazoa, Chordata, Mammalia, Lagomorpha, Leporidae. The record is from RefSeq and is a predicted model, not a curated record. Gene Ontology annotation, molecular function: RNA polymerase II cis-regulatory region sequence-specific DNA binding; DNA-binding transcription factor activity, RNA polymerase II-specific.